GUGAUAGCCCCAUGCAGUGGGGCUUUGGCUUUCUGCCCUGGGACCCAAGUCUAAUGCUGCCCUACUGGGCGGACCUGCUGAAACUGGCUCAUGCCCCCCGCUCCCCCCAAAGGGUCCUGGACCCUGGUUGAGAACCACUGCUCUAGGCAAUUCAUAGCUGGAUGCUCAAAGCUAUAGCUUUUCUCCAUAUCCUGCAAACUUCAGCUGAUGAGGCCUCAUGAGGAAGUUUGUUUUUUUAAUGCUAUAUUGUAUAUUUCAUGUGGCCUCUUCUUUGGGUGUUCAUUGCCAUACAAUAGAUCGUACCCAUGCUCCUCUUUUACUAGUUGAGUCAAAGUUCAUCCAGCUUCCAGCCUGACUGGGGGAUUGAGUCUGGUAGAUCAAGCAAUUAUUUGAAAACAAGGAAAACUGUUACCAGAGUUUCUGAAAACAAACUUCUAAACCUCUAUGAAGUCUACAUUCUGAGUGUGUUUCCAAAGAACACACCCAGUAUUCACCCUAUGUACACUUGGAAUUGGAAGAUCGGCUAGCAAAAUUUAUGAGGACAGAGGAAUCCAUUAUAUACUCAUAUGGAUUUGCCACAAUUGCCAGUGCUAUUCCAGCAUAUUCAAAGCGAGGGGACAUAGUGUUUGUAGAUGAAGCUGCCUGCUUUGCUAUUCAGAAAGGAUUACAGGCAUCGCGAAGUAACAUUAAGUUAUUUAAACAUAAUGAUACGGCUGACCUUGAGCAACUUCUGAAAGAACAAGAGAUUGAAGAUCAAAAGAAUCCUCGUAAGGCCUGUGUAACUCGAAGGUUUAUUCUGGUGGAAGGGCUAUAUAUGAAUACUGGAGAUAUUUGUCCUCUUCCAGAAUUGAUAAAAUUGAAAUAUAAAUAUAAAGUGAGGAUUUUUUUGGAGGAAAGUCUUUCCUUUGGAGUCCUCGGAGAACAUGGACGAGGUGUUACUGAACACUUUGGAAUAAAUGUUGAUGAUAUAGAUCUGAUUAGUGCAAACAUGGAGAAUUCCCUGGCUUCCAUUGGAGGAUUUUGCUGUGGAAGAUCUUUUGUUAUUGACCAUCAGAGAUUGUCAGGUCAGGGUUACUGCUUUUCAGCCUCUCUGCCUCCCCUUCUAGCUGCUGCUGCUAUUGAGGCCCUCAAUAUCAUGGAAGAGAAUCCAGACAUUUUUCAGAUUUUACGAGAGAAAUGCAAACGGAUUCACAAAGCUUUACAAAGAAUCCCUGGUCUAAUAGUUGUGGGAGACUUAUUUUCUCCAGCAUUACACCUUCAGUUGGAAGAGCCCAGUGGAUCUCGAGAAAAUGAUAUGAAGUUACUCAAGAGAAUUGUAGAUUAUUGUAUGAAUAGAAGUAUUGCAUUAACUCCGGCCCGCUAUCUGGAGAAGGAAGAGAAAUGUCUUCCGCCGCCGAGUAUUCGGGUAGUGGUGACAGUGGAACAAACAGAAGAAGAAUUGGAUAAAGCUGCAUCGAUUAUCAGGAAAGCUGCACAGUCUAUACUGAAUUAAACUGCUGAUAUUUGUAUCCUGACAUUAUGAAAAAAAAUGUUUUCCACUGUGUGCUGUCUUGGCAUCCACUCCAAAGGUUCCAGCUGUUUAUGGCUCAACCAUUGGUGGAAUUGAAACCUUGAUAAUUAAUAGGGUCAUUCCAGAAUCAUGUAGAUCUGGUGAGAGGAAGAAUGAUGAAUUUCAGAAUUACUAAAUGACAUACGCCAUAUGUAAAGAGUACAAACUCUACUUAUAGUACUGUUUUAAAUUGAAUAUUAUUGUGCAGUAGUAUUUUAUAUUGCUUUCCCCCCCUCUUUCGUAAAAGCCUUACACUUUCCUCAAUCCCCUGAAAAUCUGAACACUCCAUUUCUCUGAAAAGAUUGCUGAGCCUUAUGAGAAUGUAGGAACUUUUAAUAUAAUCUUGAUAAAGUAAAUUUAAUUUUGUUUAAAAUAUUACCUCUUUCAAGAUAUUUCUAAUAUAUUUAAAAGCUAAAUAGUUAAUGUAUUAAGGAAUUCUUGGUUUUGAACUAUACUAAGUACUUAAUUACUUAAUAAUUAAGUGCAUCCUAUAUUUAUAUACUAAAACUUUCUUUGGUUAACCAUUCCUUGAAACCAAUUCUUAAUCAUUGUCCCUUAAUAGUCCAUUUUCAAAGAAGAGAGAUUCACCUCAAAUACAGUUUGAUUAAUGCAUUUGAUCUGUAAGUAUAUGCUGGUUUGACUGUUAUGGAUGAGGUUUUUCUUACGAUUAAUUCACAUCUAGUUUUAGAAUUUGCUACCUUUCAUAUACUGUAUGCUGCCAGGGAGCUAAAGCAGUGAUGGGCAACCUGCGGCUCGUCAGGGUAAUCCGCUGGCAGCCCGUGAGACGGUUUGUUUACAUUGACUG
This is a messenger RNA of Chelonoidis abingdonii (Abingdon island giant tortoise), 2354 nucleotides long. The record is from RefSeq and is a predicted model, not a curated record. NCBI's taxonomy places the organism in Eukaryota, Metazoa, Chordata, Testudines, Testudinidae.